Molecule: messenger RNA, 1254 nt
Organism: Dermacentor andersoni
Lineage: Eukaryota; Metazoa; Arthropoda; Arachnida; Ixodida; Ixodidae
Source: RefSeq, a predicted model, not a curated record
AUGCUUGCAUUGCGCUAUAAUUCCAACUUGUCCGAGUGCUUCGAGCUUGUCCUCGAGUGCAAAGUCCGCGCCGCACAGGCGGCCCUUCCUGACGUUCCCAUUAUAGACAUCGACCAGUGGGUGGCAUCACUCAUGAACGAUGUCUCCGCACACACUCGAACCCUUGACACCACACCAGAUACGCCCACCCUCGACACUCACCUGGCGCACCUAUGGGAGGCCCAUCAUAGCAUCCUAGAGCGCUGGAAAGGGCAAAAGCUCAACCGGACCCUUAAAAAGCGGCUAGCCGCACUGCAAACAAAAAUUACUGAGCACUCUGAGGAGCUCUGCCGAUCCAACUGGGGACAGAUUUGCGAUAGUAUGGCUGGCAAUCUGUCCUCCAAGCGCAGUUGGCAACUCCUCCGUCACUUAAUUGACCCCACACAGUCUAAAACAGCCACACAACACCACGUCACACGCCUUAUACACAAGACCAACCUUUCUCCCGACGUACUCAUCGACAUACUUAGGAACACACACACAACUCCCGGUACCUCAAACCCCCUGCCCCCCUAUGCAGGCACCCCGAAUGCCAAUCUCGACGCGGAGAUUACGGUAGCAGAAGUCAGAGCGGCCCUCCUGACUCUCCGCUCGAAUUCCACUCCAGGAGUUGACCGUAUCUCCAAUAGCAUGCUCCGCAAUUUGGACGAUCAGUCGAUUUCCCAGCUCACGGAGUACUUCAACACAUGCUCGCAGGAGGGCGCCCUUUCGCAAUCCUGGCGUCACGCCAAAAUCUUAUUCAUACCCAAGCCCCACAAACCCCUUACACCUGCAAAUCUUCGCCCCAUCUCCCUAACCUCAUGCCUGGGCAAGCUUUUGGAGCAUGUCGCACUCGCCCGACUCACACAACACAUGGCGGAGCAAGACCUCUACCCGCACAGCAUGGUGGGCUUCCGUCCCCACCUGUCGGCACAGGACGCCAUGCUCCAGCUCACUAAGAAAAUUUUCGACCCGCUCAUACCGGGCCACACAAAAGCCGUCCUCGCCUUGGAUCUCUCCAAGGCCUUUGAUCGCCUAGACCAUCGAGCUAUAAUGGCGGCGCUCUCCCCCUUGAACAAAGGUGAACUCGGCAGCUACCCUCACCCAAACACAUGCGCGGAGUAUCGGACUCUCAUGCUCUCCGGAGAAGUCGGAGCUCCUCAUACUCCGCCCCACAACCCGAAACUGCCCCACCACCCCUAUUACCGUGACACUGGAAAACCGGUACAUCCCUGA